AAGGAUCCCUUCAACCUCUCUCCCUCCCUCCCUCCCUCCCUCCCUCUCACGAACACAACACACAAACAUAAACAACAUAUUAAGAUAUGCCUAUAGGUAAAUGACUUGUAACAGUUUGUUAGCCUAGACGUUGCAUCAAUAUCUGGUAAAGUUAGGAGAUCAUCAUCAGAUGUCUAGCAGAGGCCAUUGGAGGCUGGCUGAAGAUGAGAAGCUUCUCGAGUUGGUGGAACAGUAUGGUCCACAUAAUUGGAACUCCAUAGCCGAAAAGCUUCAGGGAAGAUCAGGGAAGAGUUGUAGGUUGAGAUGGUUUAAUCAGUUGGAUCCAAGAAUCAACAGAAGCCCUUUUACAGAAGAGGAAGAAGAAAGGCUUCUUGCUUGUCAUCGGAUUCACGGCAAUAAAUGGGCUGUUAUUGCAAAGCAAUUUCCUGGUCGUACUGAUAAUGCAGUGAAGAACCAUUGGCAUGUAAUCAUGGCAAGAAGAUGUAGAGAAAGAUCGAAGAUUCAUGCAAAAAGAGCAUCUCCAUCGCUAUUAGUCAACGAGCAGAAACCUUCCUUCUCAAAUCAAGAUGUGAGGAUCAUGAAUUGUGAGCCAAGGAACAAUGCCCCAUCAUUUGUCCACAAAUACUUUGAAAGUUAUUGUGAUCAUUAUCAUCAUCCCUUCACUCGCAACUAUACAUCAAUUUGCAAAGAUUUAUACAGCCAAAAUCCUAGCCAUUGUGAAGGUAAAAAUCAACCUCUCGAGUUUUAUGAUUUUCUCCAAGUAAAGACCGAGUCUAGCAAGAGUGAAGUGAUAGACAAUGCAAGAAGAGAUGAUGUCGAGGUGGAUCAGGAAGCCAAGGAAUUGCCUAAGAGCAGGGCUGGUUUUCCAUUCAUUGAUUUUUUAUCUGCUGGAAACCAAGUUAGUGGAUUGUAGGGUCUUGAUGAUGAUUUUUACAAAUGUAUGCAACCUUCAGUUUCGCUAGAAUCAUACCUAGAUGCUGCACAAAUGCAUUGACAUGUAUAAUUGGGCAGAUAAAUGUUGAAGAAGACGUCUUAUACGGUACGAGGCAUAUAUACUGCAAAUAACAGCGCUGUCUGUGUAGAAAUUGUAGAGGUUUUAGCACUGCAUUAAUCAAUUAUAACAGUCUGGUACAAUUCAUACA
Molecule: messenger RNA, 1142 nt
Organism: Populus trichocarpa (black cottonwood)
Lineage: Eukaryota; Viridiplantae; Streptophyta; Magnoliopsida; Malpighiales; Salicaceae
Product: transcription factor MYB54
Exons: 4
Coding region: 170-913 (247 amino acids)
Biological process (GO): regulation of DNA-templated transcription
Cellular component (GO): nucleus
Molecular function (GO): DNA-binding transcription factor activity, RNA polymerase II-specific; RNA polymerase II cis-regulatory region sequence-specific DNA binding
Source: RefSeq, a predicted model, not a curated record